Molecule: messenger RNA, 2369 nt
Organism: Trichoderma virens Gv29-8
Lineage: Eukaryota; Fungi; Ascomycota; Sordariomycetes; Hypocreales; Hypocreaceae
Exons: 4
Coding region: 315-2177 (620 amino acids)
Biological process (GO): nuclear-transcribed mRNA poly(A) tail shortening; regulation of mRNA stability
Cellular component (GO): P-body
Molecular function (GO): protein binding; translation repressor activity; mRNA binding
Source: RefSeq, a predicted model, not a curated record
CCGCCUUGGUUUCUCUUCUUAAUAGGUCCUUCUUCCUCAGCCGCGCUUCUGACACAAUCUUUCACGGCCAGCUGAUUGGUAGCUGGAUUGAAUUGCGUUGCCUGCCUGGAAGCAGACACCCCAUCUUGGUUAACAACUAUUCGCUAUAGGAAUAUGUUGUAACUCGCCAUAAUUUGCAUCGUUGCGGUUUGCGUGUCUUGUCAAACCGUCUGCCCAGCUGGAUACUGCAGGAAUUCGCCAACUGUUCUUCCGUCCUUAGCCCCUCUUCUCUUUUUCACUAUCCUUCCUUCACCCCAUUUUGACGCAGCCGAAGAAUGCUCAAUAUGUCUGGGAGCCACGUCGCCGGCAAUCGCAAUAGCACCCCUGAAGUCAAUGCCGCGCCCUCUCUAAGACCACCUUCUUCUCGAGCAGUUGGCUCUGGCAGCUCGCUGCGCGCCUCUGCCGACAUGGCGGCAAUAUCAGGGACAUCGCCGUCUAGCCGCAUCAGGCCGUCAUCCGAUUUCUAUGGUCAGCCACAACAAGGUGGCCACGGCCCUGGGGGCCUUGACAUUGAUUCUCAGGACAAGAUCGCCCAACAGUGGAUUGCGGAUAUUGAUCAAUAUGAGACGACGCUGGAAGAAAUGGCUGCUGCCACGCUCGAUCAGGAUUUCAAGGAUGAACUGAGCGCUAUUGAGCAGUGGUUUCGCGUCCUUAGUGAGGCUGAGCGCACGGCAGCUCUGUAUGCAUUGCUACAGCAGACAACCCAGGUCCAAAUCCGCUUCUUCAUUCAAGUUCUUCAGCAGAUGGGCAAGAACCACCCGAUGUCUGGUGUCCUGUCCCCUGCGACUUUUGACAAAGACCCGAUGUCUAGUCGACUUAGCGAUGCCAUGAAUAAGCUUAAUGUUGAUUCUGCCCGAAACUCGUUCGCUCGCAACUCAGCUAUUUCAUCGUCGAAGCGGCACUCUGGCCUCGAUGCUUCUACGAUCAAUGCCAUGUUCCCGGAUGCCGCAGCGGCUAUUGCAACAGAAAAAGCAAAGUUUACCCAGCAAACGGGAAACCCGCCUUCAUCGAAUCGUAACAGCGUUGCCAUCGAUCCCCGGGCCGCGAUGACGGGAUCCAGUAUCCCGGCUGCCACUCCGGAUUCCAGGGAUGGCAAUGUUGCCUCGUCAGCAUCGCCAUGGGGCAGCGGCGGAGACCCCGCAGCAUCUUCGAAGGCGGGCUCGUCUCAAACCCCAAUGGGCCAGUUUGUACAGCCUCCAGCAUCCGGAGGAGGGCUGAGGUCACCAAGGCCACAGUUGUCGAGUAAUUCUACCCUUCAAACAACCACUUUGACUCGUGACAAAAAUGCGCCCGAGCUGCCCCUCUUGUCUCCAUAUGCGAACAGCAGCGGCAACUGGGCUUCCAUGGUCAAUACACCGAUGGCACCAACAUUUAAUACAAACUCCAGCGGUAACCAGGCUGACAUGGUAGCCAACGCGACUGCAAUGAAGCUCGCAGCGCUCUCUACAGUCAAUAACCGCUUCGCUUUGGACGACGUUCGCAAAUAUCGAAGAGCCAGGUCCAACGAUGCUCCAGGGAAUGCACACAACCAGAUGCCUCCUACUCCCUCACAUGUCAAUAUUCCUAACGCCAAUGUCGUCAUGAUCAAUGAACACGGGCAAAUUCUGAAUCGCGAUCAGCUGAUGGCUCUUCAAGCACAGCAAGGCCUCAGUCUUGGAGGACAGCGAUCACGUCCGAGCUCUCCAGGCUUACCCAUGCAGUCCGGCAUGGGGCCCAUGUCACAUUUUACUUCCCCUCAGCACAACGGCUUUCUUAGCGCAUAUGACGGUUCUGGAUUGAUGACUGGUGGAAUGUCGCCUGUCGGCUUGGGUCAACUAGGAAUAAACACCCAUGAAGGUUACCUUUCAGACCAUUCUGACAUGGUUCGAGGACGUUCACCGAGAGGAAGAAGGGGAAGCUCAAAGCCCCCUGAAGACCCGACAGAUCCUACUCUUCUUCAAGAUAUCCCUAGCUGGCUUCGCAGUUUACGACUACACAAGUACACAGACAAUCUGAAAGAUAUGAACUGGACAGACCUGAUCGAAUUAGAUGAUAAGGCUUUGGAGGAUCGUGGGGUUAAUGCUCUCGGAGCACGGCGCAAGAUGCUAAAAGUUUUUGAGCAAGUCAAAGAGGCCAAGGCGGAAGGCCGGAUAGGUUAAUGUCAAUUUUGGUAUAAUACAGUAUGACAGCAUAAGCGCUGGCUAUUGACUAUUUUUAUAUUAAGUAGUUAUUAUUAUCAUGACUUAUAUGCUACGAAGCAGGAUCAUGAGACCAAGAGUAUGUUAUCGCAAUGGAAUUUAAAAACAACACUAUAUAUAUGUUACAUGUACAAUCAAAAUUUGAGAUUUGAG